Molecule: messenger RNA, 336 nt
Organism: Glycine soja
Lineage: Eukaryota; Viridiplantae; Streptophyta; Magnoliopsida; Fabales; Fabaceae
Product: phosphoglycerate mutase-like protein AT74
Exons: 1
Coding region: 1-336 (111 amino acids)
Molecular function (GO): phosphatase activity
Source: RefSeq, a predicted model, not a curated record
AUGAAUGCAAAGAGAAGAGAAUAUAUGAUUGAUAUGCUUCCAAAGAGAAUAACAUUGAUGCGGCAUGGGGAGUCGCAGGGGAACCGUGACAUGGCGAUGUACACCAUCAUACCCGACCACAACAUUCAAUCAAUGGCGCAAGGCAUAGCCCAGGUCUUUCGUGUCGGCGAGCACCUCCACCGCGUGAUAGGCAGCGACACCUACUCCCCUGACUGGCGGGUGCAGUUCUACGUGUCCCCCUACACCCGCACCCGAUCGACGUUCUACGAGCUCAGACGAUAUUUCUUAAAGAAGAUGAUCAUCGACGUGACGGAAAAGUCGCAAGUUCGAGAAUGA